ACUAGUGAGGGAUGGGAAGAGAGAGAAAGAGUGAAACCAGUCUCGUGAAUCAGCAGAACUAAGAACGAAAGAUGGAGAUACAAAAGAGGAGAGAGAAAUUACGGAAAUAAAUGCUUAACCCCAACCCCCUUUUCUUCUCUUCCUCUUCUUCUUCCUCUUUUUCUUUCUCUCUCCUCCCCUUUCACUCUCCUCUGUAAAAAUCACUCACCCAGAACCCCCAAAUCCAAACCCCCUUUCCUUUCCUUAGUUUAAUAACACUCACAUUCUUUGCUUUCUUUCACGAGAUCCCCAUCUUUCUCUCUCCUCUUUCUUACAUGUCUUCUUCUUCUAACCCUUUUCGACAUUUUCUCUCUCUCCUUUCUUCUUCUUGACUCGCAUUCACAUUGUUCUAAGGAUUCUAGAUUAUACCGAGUUUUUCAAUUUUGUUUUUGUUUUAAGGAUUUACUUUCCUUUUUGGGGAGAUUAAAAAAUGGCGAAUACAGGAAAACCCGUUUCGGAGCUAGGGAUAGAUACCCUUUCAGAUCGAUUGAAAGAGUCGUUUAGCAAUAAUAAUAUCAAUAGUAAUAAGCCCGAUUUCCGAGAACUCGAUCUGGGCUCACCCGUUUCUCCUUUACGGACAGCUCGGGCGAGUGGACCCGCCCCGAGUUCACUCACUACUACUACCACUACGACGACGACUACCAGCAGUUCGUCAAGCUCAUCCGGGUCGUUUACGGGUCGGAAAAACGAUUCGAAUCCGGUUGCGAAGGGUCAUUCCGGCGAGCUUACCGGUUUGAAUGAGUCAACCCCGAGGACUCGCCCGGGUCAUAAACGGUCCGACUCGACCGGGUCGACCGGGUCCCACCCGCUUAUAUACUCCGGCGGGGGUGGAUCUUCGGUGAAUUCACCUCCACUGAAUGUUCUGCCGACGGGAAACAUCUGCCCGCCGGGGAGGACCCUAAAGACGGGCAUGGCGGCUGCCCGGCCGGCUUCGCGGCCGGAUGUGUUAGGAUUAGGGAAGGCAAAUUACGGUCACGGGAGCAUAAUGCGUUCGGGAAAUGUUGCGCCAAGGUCCGGUGAAAUGCAAGUUGGUGGUCCGCACGGUGGUGGACCUGGCGGUGGGGAUCCAUUGAAGCGGGCGAUGGGUAGCUCGGAUCCGGAGGAGGUGAAGAGGUUGGGGAAUGAGCAGUAUAAGAGGGGUAAUUUUACUGAGGCGUUGAGUUUGUAUGACCGAGCAAUUGAGCUUUCGCCGUGCAAUGCCGCUUACCGGAGUAACCGGGCUGCGGCAUGGACAGGUUUGGGUCGGGUUUCUGAGGCGGUAAGAGAUUGUGAGGAUGCUAUUAAGAUGGAUCCUGAUUAUGGAAGGGCUCACUUGAGAUUAGGGUCUUUGCUCAUUAGGUUAGGACAGGUAGAUGUUGCUAGGAAGCACCUAUUCUAUGCAGGACAUCAGCCUGAGGCAACAGAACUCCACAAGUUACAAAUAGUGGAGAAGCAUCUAAGUAAAUGUUCUGAUGCCCGGAAAAUUGGUGAUUGGAAAAGCGCAUUGCGGGAAGGAGAGGCUGCCAUCGCUGCUGGAGCUGACUAUUGUCCUCAGCUUUUUUCAUGUAGAGCAGAAUGCCUUUUAAAGCUCCAGCAACUUGAUGACAUAGAUAACAUCCUGUCGCACAUACCGAAAGUUGAACCAUCCCCGAACUGCUGCUCACAUAGUAAGUUUUUUGGGAUGCUUUCUGAGGCUUACCUCUUUUAUGUCCGAGCCCAGAUCGAGAUGGCACUUGGAAGGUUUGAGAAUGCAGUUACCUGUGCUGAGAAAGCCGGGAAGAUUGAUCCUAGGAAUGUUGAAGUUGGAAAACUGCUAAACAAUGUGAGGCUAGCGGCAAGAGCUCGUGCACGUGGAAAUGAUCUCUUUAAGUCAGAAAGAUUUACAGAAGCUUGCGCAGCUUACGGAGAAGGCUUGAAGCUUGACCCAUCCAACUCGGUUCUUUUUUGCAACAGAGCUGCCUGUUGGUUUAAACUUGGGAUGUGGGAGAAAUCCAUUGAAGAUUGCAAUUUUGCUCUUCGUAUCCACCCUAAUUACACCAAGGCACUUCUUCGAAGAGCUGCCUCAAACAGCAAGCUUGAACGAUGGGCUGAUGCUGUUAAAGAUUAUGAAAUUUUGAGGAAAAAAAUUCCACAAGACAAUGAAGUUGCUGAAUCCUUAUUCCAUGCUCAAGUUGCAUUGAGGAAAUCACGUGGGGAAGAGGUAUUCAACAUGAAGUUUGGUGGUGAAGUAGAGGAAAUUUCAUGCGUUGAGCAAUACAGAGCUACGAUAUCUUCGCCAGGUGUCUCUGUGGUUCAUUUUGAAAUUCCUUCAAAUCCACAAUGCAAGCGCAUAUCUUCUUUCUUGGAUGUUCUGUGUGGUCGAUACCCUGCUAUCAAUUUCCUCAAGGUCAAUAUUGAGGAAAGCACAGAUGUAGCAAAUGCUGAAAAUGUGAGGAUCGUACCGACGUUCAAGAUAUACAAGAAUGGUAGUCGGGUGAAGGAGAUUGUAAACCCAACAAGUGACGUUUUGGAAGCUACGGUGAGACACUAUAGUCUUUAACACACAGACAUGACUGGUAUAGUUUAUACCCAGAGGUUUUCCGGAAAUUCUCUUCUCUUCUCUUCUCUUCUUGCCGACCCAAACAACCUUAAUGAAUGCCCUCUCAUUCACAAACUUAUUGUCAGGAGUCCUACCACUUACAAAACUUAAAACUUAAAACUCAAAUCUUUUUCCAUCCAUGUAAGGAUUUACUGCUAGUUCACAUGUGACAUAAAAACCCCGAGCUGCACAAUAAUCCCAUUUGAAGAGCCAAUGGCAGAGGAACAAGAGGAGAUAGCUUAGAACAUUCCCCCUCCCCCCCUCCCUUCCUUUUGCACCUUCUUUAUAAAAUUUAUUCAUUCAUUGUCCCACCACCUUCUCUGGUUCCCACUCUCAUCUACUACCCCCAUAUUGCCCCUUUUUUCGAUUUUUAUAUUUUUCUUUUUUCAUGUUCUCUAAGCCAGCAUGCAUCAUUCUUGUAAAACUCAUCCCACCCUUGCCUUAAAUCUCUGUUUGAAAAUGAAAGAAUAGAAAACCAAGAUGUGUGUGUGUGUAUACUUCAGUUCAGUUAGGCGCAUUCGAGAACAAGCGAGAAGACAUAAUAGAGGUGGGCUGGCUGGCUAGUAGGAAAGAGGGAUUCUGUACAUGUAUAUAUGUUGAAGAUAUAUACAACAACAACAACAACAAAAAAAAUACAAUUCAAGGCCAUGAUGGAGAUUGGAUGUAUGGUGGGUAAUUUCAUGGGUUAGUGAAUAGAAAGGAUGAAUAUGAUGAAAUGAAUGUUUUCUUAAAUUAUAAUUAUUUUCUUGUUACUUUGUUCAAUUAUUUUCAUCAAUAAAAUCCCCCCUCCCCCCAGAAUAUAUAAA
Molecule: messenger RNA, 3402 nt
Organism: Spinacia oleracea (spinach)
Lineage: Eukaryota; Viridiplantae; Streptophyta; Magnoliopsida; Caryophyllales; Amaranthaceae
Product: TPR repeat-containing thioredoxin TTL1
Exons: 7
Coding region: 470-2557 (695 amino acids)
Cellular component (GO): cytoplasm
Molecular function (GO): protein binding
Source: RefSeq, a predicted model, not a curated record